This is a messenger RNA of Toxorhynchites rutilus septentrionalis, 2457 nucleotides long. RefSeq lists its product as uncharacterized. NCBI's taxonomy places the organism in Eukaryota, Metazoa, Arthropoda, Insecta, Diptera, Culicidae. The transcript has 5 exons. The record is from RefSeq and is a predicted model, not a curated record. Bases 1 to 2457 code for a protein of 818 amino acids.
AUGUCCGACCAGGAUUUGAGGAACGCAAUUCUCCGGCUCACUGAAUUGGUAGCUAGCCAACAAGAGCAGAUUCAACUUCUCAACCGAACCGGUCAAGCCAACCAACCGGGAAGUGAGAAAAUCAUCGAAUCGUUGAAGACUUCUACUAUGAUCCUGACGGUUGACGGCAAGAAUCUGGACGAUCCGGCGAAGGUGAGGCUACUCUUGAGGAAGAUCGGCACCAAGUUCCAUGAGCGGUACGUAAACAGUAUCCUGCCAAAGCAUCCCCGCGAUUUCGGCCUGGACGACACGGUGAAGAAACUUAAGAAGCUUUUUGGUCGCCAAACCUCGCUGUUUAACGAUCGCUACCGUUGUCUACAAUAUGUCAAGAACGAAGCAGACGAUUUUUCAAGUUACGCUGCCUCUGUGAACAAGCAUUGCGAAGCAUUCCAGCUGACCAAGCUCACCGACGACCAAUUCAAGGCACUACGUUUUGUUUGCGGUCUACAAUCUCCCCGCGAUGCAGACAUCCGAACUCGAUUGAUCGGUAAGUUAGAAGCUGAAGAGCAUGCUCCGCCAGCAGACGGCACGAAGCUCACACUGGAAAAUCUCGUCGAGGAGUGCCAUCGGUUUAACAAUCUGAAGCAGGACACCAAGAUGGUAGAGAAGCCCGUUCCGGAAAAAUCCGUCGUCAACGCCGUUUCUACCAAGCCUGCUGAGAAGAAGCAACCGAAAUCUCCGUGCUGGUUCUGCGGUGAUUUACACUUUGUGGAGGAAUGCCCCUAUCAAGACCACAGCUGUAGCAAUCUGCAAUAUGUGAAGUCCAAAGGAAUAUCGGUGAAACGCAUCGAUCUCCAAGGGAAGAGGAAAUACGUUACCGUCGGAAUCAAUGGCAACGAUUCUGUUCUCCAGUUGGAUUGCGCUUCCGAUAUCACGAUCAUUUCUACGCAAACCUGGAAGGCGAUCGGAAAACCAGCCAUCAGCGAAACCGAAAUCACCGCCAUCAGCGCUUCCGGAAAUAAGAUCGACAUGACUGGUGAGUUCCUUGCUGAACUAACCAUCCAAAGCGUGACGAAAGCAGGCAUUGUCUACGUGUCAUCAAGCUCCGAUUUGGAUGUCCUCGGAAUUGAAACAAUCGACCUAUUCGAUCUGUGGUCAAUUGUGACAUGUCCCACUGUGCGUUCGGGUGGUUCAAAACUCUGUCCCCUUCUACGCUCGCUGGUUAAUGCUAUCCAUCAUAAACCAGAAGACACUGAGCAAAAGCUACGUACGAAGUUUCCUGAAGUGUUCCAGAGUACACAAGGUUGGUGCACCAAAGCGAAGGUUAAACUCUACCUGAAGCCCGACGUCCGUCCAGUGUACUGUCCAAAGAGACCAGUUGCAUAUGCUGCCCUUCCAAAGGUGGAUGCCGAACUUCAACGUCUUCAAGACAAGGGAAUAAUCUCACCAGUGAAGUUUUCCGACUGGGCAACCUCGAUAGUCGUGGUCCGGAAGUCAGACAACGUUUCCGUCCGUAUCUGUGGCGACUAUUCUACAGGGUUGAACAACGCACUAGAAUCAGAUGCCCAUCCGCUUCCGCAUCCAGAUCAUGUUUUUGCUGAUCUGGCUGGCUGCCGGUAUUUCUCCCAACUCGAUCUAUCUGAUGCGUACCUGCAAGUCGAGGUUGAGGAGGAUUCUCAGAAGUAUCUAACGAUCAACACUCAUCGUGGACUAUUCAAAUACAACCGUCUGCCGCCUGGAAUCAAGUCCGCUCCUGGUGCGUUUCAAAGGAUUAUCGAUAGCAUGGUCGCUGGUAUUCCUGGAGUGAAACCGUAUCUAGAUGACAUCAUGAUUGCCGGUAGGACAAAGGAAAAACACGAUCGCAGCCUCCAUGAAGUUCUGGAACGGAUCAAGACGUACGGUUUUCAUCUGAGGAUUGAAAAAUGUCGAUUUGGCCUAUCGCAAAUCAAGUUUCUAGGUCAUAUAAUCGACAAAGGCGGCUUACGACCUGAUUCAGCGAAGACUACCGCAAUUUCGCAGAUGCCAGCUCCAAUGAACGUAUCACAGCUUCGAUCGUAUCUUGGAGCUAUCAAUUAUUAUGGGCGUUUCGUCAAGCAGAUGAAGGAGCUGAGAGCACCCAUGGACUACUUGCUGAAACAAAACGUCAAUUGGGAAUGUGCAGUCCAGAAGUCAUUCGACAAACUGAUCACCAACCACGGAAGCAACAAAGGAAUUCCGUUCGUGCGCACUGAAGAAUUUGGACACGCGGACCUCCAUUCAAGACUGAUGAAAUGCCAUGCUGAAGAAUAUGUCAUUGCUUCUGUACAAAUGGAAGCCGAUGUCAACGCCGUUCUCAGUGAUUCUACUUCUAGUCUUCCCGUGACGUCUGAAAUUAUCGCUGCUGAAACAUCAAGAGAUCCUGUUCUCCAAUCGGUGGUGUUCCAUAUCAAUGAAGGAUGGCCCAAGUAUUCCAAGGAAAUUGAUGAUCCAGUUGUUUAA